CGCGCCGGGAGGCUGCGGCGGCUCUGCGGGCUGGCCCCGCCGAGAGCAGAGCCGCCGACCCGCGGACCCGUGUAGCAUCGCGCGGCCGGGCGCCGCACCUGCGAGCGGGAGCGUCGGGCUGCAGCAGCGCCGGGACCACCCGACUCCGAGUUGCCGCUGAGAUGAGUGCAGUGUCGGAGCCCCCGGCCGCGCACAGCCUGCUGGAGAAGCCGCCCGGCUCCGCCAUCCUGUGCGCCACCUGCGGCGGCGUGUGCAAGGGGGAGGUGCUGCGUGUGCAGAGCAAGUACUUCCACAUCCAGUGCUUUGUGUGCAAAGCAUGCGGCUGCGACCUGGCGGAGGGCGGCUUCUUCGUGCGCCAGGGCGAGCACAUCUGCACCCGGGACUACCAGCGGCUGUACGGGACCCGCUGCUUCCGCUGCGACCGGUUCAUCGAGGGCGAGGUGGUGUCGGCGCUGGGCAAGACCUACCACCCUGACUGCUUCGUGUGUGCCGUCUGCCGGUUGCCUUUCCCGCCUGGGGACCGUGUGACCUUCAACGGGAAGGAAUGCAUGUGCCAGAAGUGCUCCCUGCCCAAGUCCGUGGGCAGCAGCGCACACCUCUCCCAGGGCCUCUGGAGCUGCGGCGGCUGCGGUGCAGAGAUCAAGAACGGCCAGUCCCUGGUGGCGCUGGACAAGCACUGGCACCUGGGCUGCUUUAGGUGCAAGACCUGCGGGAAGGAGCUGAACGCGGAGUACAUCAGCAAGGACGGGCUGCCCUACUGCGAGGCCGACUACCACGCCAAGUUCGGCAUCCGCUGCGACGGCUGCGAGAAGUACAUCACGGGCCACGUGCUGGAGGCGGGGGAGAAGCACUACCACCCCUCGUGCGCCCUGUGCGCCCGGUGCGGCCGGACGUUCGCCGAGGGUGAGGAGAUGUACCUGCAAGGCUCCUCCAUCUGGCACCCGGCGUGUCGACAAGCGUCCAGAACUGAGGACAGAAACAAGAUGCAGACGCAGGCGCGCCCGGGCGCCGCCCCCUGUGCCUUCCAGGAGACCCGCACGUCCUCGGAGAGCAUCGUAUCCGUGCCCGCGUCCAGCACCUCGGGGUCUCCCAGCCGCGUGAUUUAUGCGAAGCUGGGCGACGAGAUUCUCGACUACAGGGACCUGGCCGCGCUCCCUAAAAGCAAGGCCAUCUACAGCAUCGACCGCCCCGACAUGAUCUCCUACUCGCCCUACAUCAGCCACCUGGCGGGUGACAGGCGGAGCUGCAGCGAGUCCCCUCAGUUGCUCUCGCCGACCCCGACGGAGGGGGACCAGGACGACCGCUCCUCCAAGCAGUGCCGGACCUCCAGCCCGAGCUCCGCCGGCUCGGUCAGCCUCGGGCGCUACACCCCGACCUCACGGUCGCCCCAGCACUACAGCCAGCCAGCUGGUACUGUGAGUGUUGGUACCAGCAGCUGCCUGUCCCUGUCCCAACACCCAAGCCCCACCUCCGUGUUCAGACAUCAUUACAUCCCCUACUUCCGAGGCAGUGAAAGCGGCCGCAGCACGCCCAGCCUGUCCGUGCUGUCGGAUAGCAAGCCGCCCCCCUCCACCUACCAGCAGGCUCCUCGCCACUUCCACGUCCCAGACACCGGCGCGAAAGAGAACAUCUAUAGGAAAGCCCCCAUCUACAAGCAGCAUGCCUCCAGGCGCCUGGACGGGGAGGACGGCAGUUUCGACCAGGACAACAGGAAGAAGCCCAGCUGGCUGAUCCUCCAGGGGGAGGUGGGCACCAGGACGAACUCCCCGGACCCGGACAGCCAGUCCCUGUCCCACAGCAGCGGGGCCGACAGAGAGGCUCUGCAAGCGAUCCCGGGGGACGCCUUCUACUCACGGUUCCCCUAUUCCAAAUCCGACCCUCUCCCAGGACUCGGAAGGAAUGGCUUGGACCACCGGAACGCCAAUUUGGCCCCUGGCGGAGCAGACCCGGAUGCCAGCUGGGGCAUGCGAGAAUACAAGGUCUACCCUUACGACGCCCUCAUCGUGACAAACCGGAUCCGCGUGAAGCUGCCCAGGGACGUGGACCGGACGAGGCUGGAGAGACACUUGUCGCCCGAGGAGUUCCAGGAAGUGUUUGGGAUGAGCGUGGAGGAGUUCGACCGCCUGGCCCUCUGGAAGCGGAACGACCUGAAGAAGAAGGCCUUGCUGUUCUGACGGCCGCCCGGCUCUGACCCAGCACGGGGGCGGGGCGGGGUGCGGGCGCCGCGGGAACCACGCACAGCCCUCCUGUCGCACUGGCGCUGGCUUCUCUGUGUCCACCCGGCGGGCGGGUGGGGCGCCAGGGGGGAGGGGCCGGAGGUGGGGUGCGAGUGGGUCCCACCCCACGUUCACGGGCAGCUCUCCCGCUGCCUGGUCACGAUUUAGGGCCCAGGCGCCUGGCUUUGUCCCGCCCCUUCCCACUGUGCUUGACACCAGGGCGGCUGUCCCAGGGGACGGGGGACGUUCAGACAACCACAGCCGCCUCCCUAGGCCUUUGGAGCACAGAGGUGACUGGGACUUGAGAUUUGAGUGGCAGGCACUGACACAAUCAUUGGUGGGGGGCGCAGGGCUCCCCGUGUCCCUGGCCCCGCCCACCGGCCCCUCCCAGCCCCAGAGGCGUGGCCUCCCCAGCGGCCCUGCAGCCCAGUGCGCCCGGGGCUGCGCAGAGCGUGGGGCGCACACGUUUUGCGGCUGUAUGUGACCGAGUCUCCUCCUGGGGACGAACGUCACCCUGGCAGGGUACCUCCCCCCUCUGGGGCCCUCUGUGCACUGUGUCCUUCUGUCACGCCCGCCCCUAGAUGCCUACAUGAUACCUUUGACGUAACACAAAAGUUUUAUUUUGUUAAGAAGUAUAGCCUACUGAAGCGUCAGACGACACAUAGAAAGAGUUUAGUUUUCCAGUCCCGCCGAGGGAGUGCUUCCGCCUUACGCCCCGCUCGCCCCGCGCCGACGUGCGUGGUCUCCAUUCCUGGCGCGCUCCUUGGGCGCGGGGCUCCUGCCCGGUUUCCGUUCGCGUUCUUUCCUUCAUGCUGGCCACGCCGGUGCCCCGACCGGCAGGCCCUCCCCCGAGUGCCGUCUGCGCGAACGAGCGAAGUGGGGACCCACGGGGGUUUCCUCGCGGCGGCCUUCCCAGUCUUGGAGAGGAGGAGGCUGUGCCAACGUGCCGGAACCCAGGGUGUCCACGUGCCCAGCCUCCCGCGCGCCCCACGUGGCUUUAGGUGACGCAGCCAGACUGUCCCGCCUCCCCACAGCGGAACACAAACCUGCGGCCCCAGGAAUGGUGCCGCGGGGGCAGCCGGUCCUGAGACAGACACGGGCCCCUGGGGACAGACGAUGGGACAGCCCUCCGUGCUCCGCGAGGCCGGCGGUGCGCCCUGACCGACGGGCGCUGGGUCUGCCCCUCGGGGUAGGUCAGGCUGUGGUGCCCGGGGCGCGGUGUUUGCGACGCGCGUUGAGUGGCUUCCGGAAACCAGAAGGGGGUCCCCCACGUCUGUCCCCGGUGUCCUGUGCGGCCGUGUCUCAGUGGGUCCCGGACGUCCCCGCCUAUGAGUCGGCGUUACCCCGCUUCCUCCCGGCCCUGCGACACGCCCACGUCCCGCUGCGCAUCCGGCUUCUCGCCAGCCCGGCUUGGCCAGGGAGGGGAAAUCUCAGCACCUAGCGCGCUUCCUUCCGUGUAGCAGCCUGAGCCCGAGCAACUGGAAACCCCCGUUUUCCGCUUAGCGCAACAUCCUGUCGGACCAGGCCAGCCUGGAAAAAUAAAGGACGGUGUACUGU
Phyllostomus discolor (pale spear-nosed bat) is the source of this 3773-nucleotide messenger RNA. It is a transcript of the gene ABLIM2, whose product is annotated as actin binding LIM protein family member 2. Gene Ontology annotation, cellular component: actin cytoskeleton. The transcript has 23 exons. Lineage: Eukaryota; Metazoa; Chordata; Mammalia; Chiroptera; Phyllostomidae. Gene Ontology annotation, biological process: cytoskeleton organization; lamellipodium assembly. The record is from RefSeq and is a predicted model, not a curated record. Gene Ontology annotation, molecular function: actin filament binding. Bases 162 to 2174 code for a protein of 670 amino acids.